Molecule: messenger RNA, 744 nt
Organism: Culicoides brevitarsis
Lineage: Eukaryota; Metazoa; Arthropoda; Insecta; Diptera; Ceratopogonidae
Exons: 2
Coding region: 36-650 (204 amino acids)
Source: RefSeq, a predicted model, not a curated record
CGUUGAACCAAAAUAAACCGCAAUUUCUGCAAAAAAUGUCAGCAAACGAGACAAUUUUAGUAGAUGAAGCCGAAAUUCUUGAUCUCAUCAACGAAGCUAACACCGCUGUGGACAAAUUAAAUUUCGUCACUCUCACGGAAGACUACGAGAAAAAAUGUCAAAUAAUUUUCGCGGAACUCGACAAAGACCUCACAAAUUGGAGCAAAAACAUCACAAAAUACAUCGAAAAAUUGCGGGAAGCGCAACAACUCGAGGAAGGAGUAAAAUAUGACUUGAUUCAACGUUUAAGUUUGAAUUCCGGAUCAAUUUCCGACGAAAUCAAAACAUUCGAAGGUCGCUUGAAGCAACUCGAAACAAUUUUACGGGAAAAUGGAAAAGUCGUUUGUGGCGAACUCGUUUCGAACGAAGAACUGGCGCUCGUUCAGAAGCUCGAAGAUGAAGUAGAUUUAAUUAACGAUCUGUUGACAGAUACAAACAAGGAUUUUUCCGAAGUUGCCGGCGAAUACAAAGAAGGCGUAAAAUGCGCCAAAGUCUUGGGACGAGCUCAAAAGUUGCUCGACGGAAUUGAUGGACUCGAAUCGCAACUGAACAAAAUUCAGCGAAAAAUCAUCAAAAAUGGCGUGAAAAAAAUUCAAAUUGAGGAAAUUUAAACAAAAAAAAAAUUUCCCAGUGAUUUUUUUUAUUGAUAACGUGCAAAAAUAUCCUUAAAAUUAUUAGUUUUUUGUUGAAAUAAAUUAACGUUCC